AUGAUAAAUUUACCAAUAUAAAUAGAAACUCAACAAUAUAAAUAUUAUAUUGGAAAUGAAGAAAAGUCCUUCUAAAUUAAAAAGAAAGCUGAAUUUUAUUAAUUCUAAAGAUUUAAAACCACUAGUGAUUCAUUUCAUGAAACUAAUCAUUGGAUAGAUAAAAAACAAUAAUAAAGACGAAUGACGUUGGAUAAAUCCUACGAUUGUUCCAAUCUUAAUGCAUAAAAAUAUAUUGAUUAUAAUGUAAUUAUUUAUAGCAAAUAGAUUAAAGAAAAGUAUUAAACAAAUGAAUUAAAUGAAAAGGUUAAAUAAUUUAUUAUACAAGACAAAAAGUUAAUGAGAAAAUAAAUUAAAGUUACCAAAUUUGAAGAUCUAUUAUUAUAAUAUUAGAAAUCAUUUCGUUAAAAAUAAAUGAAAAAGUAAGUAUUAGAUGCAAUAGAAUAAGAGCCUCUUACGCUAAAUCUUAAGGGUUCUGGUUGUAAUUAUAAUAAAAUGAGAAAUUCAAAUAUUAUUAAAAAUUAAUAGAAAGUGAAAUGUUAAUAAAACAUAUAAAAAAAGAAUUAAAAAUAAUAACAUAACAAUACUGAUUCAGAGUUACAGGAUAAAAUUUAAAACUAUUUGUCUAGGAAAAGUGUUAAUUUACAAAGAUUAUCCUAAUAAAUGGAUGAUAUAAAUAUUUCAAGAAAAUUUACUUUAGAAGCAGAGCCUAUAGAAAGAUAAAUAAAAACUUAAACAAAUUUUUUUAAGGAUUUAGGAGAUUCUGAUUCACCUUUAAAGGAAAAAGACAACGAUGAUUAUUCUGCAUUACUUAAGUAAUCUUAUAAAUAUUGGGAAUUUGCAAUUAAAACAAAAAAAGAUUUAAAAAAAAAGAGAAAAACAGAGGUAAGCUUUAAUGUAACUACUUAAACAAACUUAGAAAAAAUGAAAAGUUAAUUGUUGCACUGUAUCCAUAAAUUAAAAUAUAUGAAAUUGUUACCUGAACAAUUAAUAAAAAAUUAAGAGAUAAUAAAAUAAUAACCAUAUUAAAGGGAUGGAUCAUAUUUGUUUUUUAAAGGAAUAGGAAAGAAUGAUUUAGAUAUGGUAAAAUUACUGUUAGAAUAAUGUAGAUUUUAUGCUUUUGAUGUAAAUGAGAAUUUUUAAACAGCUCUUCAUAUUUGUUCAAGAAAAGGAUAUUUAGGUAUAGCAAAAAUGUUGUUUGAAUAUGGAACUUAUCCAGAGGCAAAAGAUGCAAAUUAUAAGACUCCAUUAUAUUAUGCUUUAGUUAAUAAAUAAAAGGAAAUAGUAAGGCUUUUGUUAUCAAAUAAAUGUAAUCCAUGGUCAUCUAAAGAUUGUUGUUAUGAAUCUGAUGAUCCAAUUUUGUUGAAUAUGCUUAAAAUUGCUAGAAAAGUAACAAAUUUAUUGAUAAAGUAGAUUAAUUUGUUACUUGUGAUGAUACCUUAUAAAUAAAGACAAGAAAAGUGGAUAAAUUAUGCUAGAGUCUUUUCAGAAAUGUGA
This is a messenger RNA of Paramecium sonneborni, 1494 nucleotides long. The record is from the annotation of a GenBank genome assembly. Lineage: Eukaryota; Ciliophora; Oligohymenophorea; Peniculida; Parameciidae.